Molecule: messenger RNA, 1973 nt
Organism: Sorex fumeus (smoky shrew)
Lineage: Eukaryota; Metazoa; Chordata; Mammalia; Eulipotyphla; Soricidae
Gene: ERP44
Product: endoplasmic reticulum protein 44
Exons: 12
Coding region: 254-1477 (407 amino acids)
Source: RefSeq, a predicted model, not a curated record
AGAGGGGCCCAAGACUACAUUUCCCGGCGUGCACCGGGAGGGGCAGGACCCGGAAGUGAGGGCGGGAGAGGCCUCUCUGGAAGUUGUCCCGGGUGCUCGCCGCUGGAGCUCCGGGUCGAGAGGACGAGGUGCCGCUGCCGGGAGGAUCCUCCGCUGCCGCCGGCACCCGGAGCCCAGCCCUUUCCUAACCUAACCCAACCCUGUCCAGUCCCGGCCACCAACUCCCGUCCCCGCCGCGGACCGCAGCGUUGCCAUGAAUCCUGCCGUUUUCCUAUCCUUACCCGACCUCCGAUGCUCCCUGCUGCUCCUGGUAACUUGGAUUUUUACCCCUGUAACAGCUGAUAUAACAAGUCUUGAUGCAGAUAAUAUAGAUGAUAUUUUAAACAGUGCCGAUGUUGCUUUAGUAAAUUUUUAUGCUGACUGGUGUCGUUUUAGCCAGAUGUUGCAUCCAAUUUUUGAGGAAGCUUCCAACGUCAUUAGGGAAGAAUAUCCAAAUGAAAAUCAAGUAGUCUUUGCCAGAGUUGAUUGUGAUCAGCACUCUGAUAUAGCCCAGAGGUAUAGGAUAAGCAAAUACCCUACCCUCAAAUUAUUUCGUAAUGGGAUGAUGAUGAAGAGAGAAUACAGGGGUCAGCGAUCAGUGAAAGCACUUGCAGAUUACAUCAGGCAACAAAAAAGUGACCCUGUUCAAGAGCUUACCAACUUAGCAGAAAUCACCACUCUUGAUCGCAACAAAAGAAUUAUCAUUGGAUAUUUUGAGCAAAAGGAUUCAGAAAACUAUAGAGUUUUUGAAAGAGUAGCAAAUAUUUUGCACGAUGAUUGUGCCUUCCUUUCUGCCUUCGGGACUGUCUCAAAACCAGAAAGAGUUAGUGGAGACAACAUAAUCUACAAACCACCAGGGGGUUCUGCUCCAGAUAUGGUAUACUUGGGAUCUAUGGCAAAUUUUGAUGUGACUUACAAUUGGAUUCAAGAUAAAUGUGUUCCUCUUGUCCGAGAAAUAACAUUUGAAAAUGGAGAGGAAUUGACAGAAGAAGGAUUGCCUUUUCUCAUACUCUUCCACAUGAAAGAAGAUACAGAAAGUUUAGAAAUAUUCCAGAAUGAAGUAGCUCGGCAAUUAAUAAGUGAAAAAGGUACAAUAAACUUUUUACAUGCUGACUGUGACAAAUUUAGACAUCCUCUUCUGCAUAUACAGAAAACACCGUCAGAUUGCCCUGUAAUAGCAAUCGACAGCUUUAAGCAUAUGUAUGUAUUUGGAGACUUCAGGGAAGUAUUAAUUCCCGGAAAACUCAAGCAGUUUGUGUUUGACUUACAUUCUGGAAAACUACACAGAGAAUUCCACCAUGGUCCAGAACCAACUGAUACAGCCCCAGGAGAAAAGGAAGAACAAGAUGUGGCAAGCAGCCCACCAGAAAGCUCCUUCCAGAAGCUCGCACCCAGCGAAUAUAGGUAUACUUUAUUGAGGGAUCGAGAUGAGCUUUAAAAACUUGAAAAACAAUUUGCAAGCCUUUCAAACAGCAGCAUCAUUGUAUGUGGUGGAAAUAGUAAACCUAUAUUUUCAUAAUUCUAUGUGUAUUUUUAUUUUGAAUAAACUGAAAGAAGUUUUGGGUUUUUAACUUUUUUUUCUCCCCCUGACUCUGAAUGCAUCAUGUCAUUAAUAUAGCUUCAUUCAAAAAAAAAAAAAUCUGCUGGGUUAAAAAAAUGUUUUUUUCCAGAGGCCUCUCUUUGCUUUAAAUCUGCCCUGUAAUUUUUGUUUUUUUUUAAAUAAAUCAAGUAAAAGGCGACAUUGCCAGAAACAUACCAUUAACUUGCACUACUAGGUUAGGGAGGGUUUAGGGACGUUUCCUAUGGACAUUUUCUUUAUUUUUUUUCCUUUACAUAUGAUCAAUUCUGUAGGACCUUCAUUAUCACAGUUCUUAAAGCCAAGGGGUCUAUAUUCUGGAUACUUGGGUGGGGAAUAAAUUAAAAUUUUCACACUG